Molecule: messenger RNA, 930 nt
Organism: Wasmannia auropunctata (little fire ant)
Lineage: Eukaryota; Metazoa; Arthropoda; Insecta; Hymenoptera; Formicidae
Gene: Alr
Product: FAD-linked sulfhydryl oxidase ALR
Exons: 2
Coding region: 286-765 (159 amino acids)
Cellular component (GO): mitochondrion
Molecular function (GO): flavin-dependent sulfhydryl oxidase activity; flavin adenine dinucleotide binding
Source: RefSeq, a predicted model, not a curated record
UCAUGGAGUGGCUCGUCCGCUGCGGGAGCGGCACGGUCAUGUAAAAACAUUAAAAAAAUCCCAGUAUUAUUACGAAGACAUGCUUUUCAUUAUCGUGACGAAUUCGUUUCACUUCAACCGCAUCAUGUGUGCUUUCGUUGCAAACGCGCAGAAGCAAGGAUAACGGAGCCCGGAACGUCAAAGGCUUCCUGCGAGAGGUUAUGUCGCACGUGAGAGCUACGUUAACCUGCCUGCGGUGACACUUGAGGAUCUUCGCACGGAACGAGCGCGUGAGAAUUGGCGAAAAUGUCGAGCGAGAAGCCGUGUCGCGCGUGUAUGGACUUCCGAACGUGGGCGAGGCGCCAGAAGGAGGUCUACGACUCGGCGAAGGGUUCGCAGAAGAAGCAGGAGCAAGCGCCGAUCGUCAGGAACGGCGGCACCCGAGACGAUUGUCCCUUAGACAAGGACGAGCUGGGCUCGAAGACCUGGGCCUUCCUGCACACCAUGGCGGCCUACUAUCCCGACCGUCCGACCGACAAACAGAAGGCCGACAUGAACAGCUUCUUUCACACGUUCUCCAAGUUCUAUCCUUGCAACGUAUGCGCGGAGGAUCUGCAGGAGCAGCUGAAGCACACGCCGCCGGAGACCGGUUCACAGGAGAAACUGAGCCAGUGGCUGUGCAGAAUCCACAACGAGGUCAACAAGAAGAUCGGGAAAUCGGAAUUCGAUUGUAAACUGGUGAACCAGAGGUGGAGGGACGGUUGGCUGGAUGGUUCUUGUGAUUGAUAAAUAGCUGCGAUAGUCUUAGAAUGUACAAUGGGACCUGAAUACAGUACGAAUUGUAAAUAACUAUUGUAGGUUUUUUUCAUUGGGCAAUCCGCUGCUCUUAAAUUUGCCAGUACAACGAGAAAAUGGAAUUGAUAGUGCAAUACAUGUACUUAAAAACCUUUC